AUGGCUGAUAAAAAUGAGGACGAGGGACCUCAAAAUUGUAAUACAAAUGCAAAUGAAUCUGUGAACAAUUCAAAAAUUAUUGUAAAAGAUGAAGCUAGAGAAGUUAAAAAUAAUGAAAAUGAAAUUGCGAGCCAACCGCAACAACUACAACAGCAGCAGCAGCAACAACAACAACAACCCCAGCCUACUAUGUUUCAGUCUUUCAUAGCAGUUGUCAAAUCAUUAUUUUUGAGAGCCAUAGUAAUAUAUUUCAUAACUUCUUUAAUAAGGAAAAAUACAGCACCUGUAGAUUCAUCUGCUCCAGUUAAAGUUCCUGCAGUUAAUAUUUAUGAUACAGGAACUGUCCUGUCUUUAAAAAAUAAUGGUUCAAUAUACCUUCAUGUUUAUAUUACAAGACAUGGAUAUUUGCCUUAUCCAGAAAAGGGAAAAAAAUAUUCCUGGGAUGAAACAAUUUAUGGUUACAAACAGUUAAAUAAAUUUAGAAGACAAAAAUAUUUGAAAACGCAUAAUCUUCUAACAGGAGAAACAGCUUUGACACCUGAGCAACUUCGUAUAGCCGAAAAGCAAAAAGGAGAAAUUAUUUCCUAUUGGCACCCAAAUUUAACUGUAAAUCUUGUCACAGAUCAUAAUAAAUGGUAUAAAGGAAUGGUACCUAGUCCUUUAGAUGAAUUGAUUGAGUUCUUGCCAGAUGAAACACGUUAUAAGCCUAUUUUAUAUAUGAAUGAUUACUGGAACAUGAUAAGGGAUUAUAAACCGAUCAACAGCACUACAGAUAAAUUAGACCUCAUGAUAACUUUUCAACCUCUCACUCUGUUUCGUUGGCAAUUGUAUUCGUCUCAAGGCAUUAGAAAUAAAUGGACGAAUUUAGAAAUGUUUGGAGAUAUAUUCAAUCAUGAAGAAGAUGAGGAAGAUCGAGAUCCUUUCAAAGAGGCUCUGUUGGAUACUUCUCCUUAUUUAUUAGGUCUAACAGUAUUUGUUUCAAUUUUUCACAGCGUUUUUGAAUUUUUAGCUUUUAAAAAUGAUAUUCAGUUUUGGAAUAAUAGGAAAUCGUUGGAAGGGCUAUCAGUUAGAUCAGUCUUUUUUAACGUCUUCCACUCACUCAUUGUACUGCUUUAUGUUUUGGAUAAUGAUACGAAUACAAUAGUUAGAAUUAGUUGUUUUGUUGGUUUAGCAAUAGAAGUGUGGAAAAUAAAUAAAGCUAUAGAUAUUAGUAUAAAUAAAGAAUUAAAAUUAUUCGGAAUUUUUCCAACAAUAAAUUUCAAAGACAAAGGGUCUUAUAUUGAAUCAAGCACUAGGGAAUACGAUAUAUUAGCAUUUAAAUAUUUGUCAAGAGCUAUUUAUCCGCUACUAAUUUGCUAUGGAAUUUAUUCGUUAAUAUAUCAAGAACACAAAGGAUGGUAUUCGUGGAUUUUGUCGAUGCUUUAUGGAUUUUUAUUAACUUUUGGGUUUAUCAUGAUGACUCCACAACUUUUUAUUAACUACAAAUUAAAAUCCGUAGCUCAUUUGCCGUGGAGAAUGAUGACUUAUAAAGCACUAAACACAUUUAUUGAUGAUAUGUUCGCUUUUGUUAUCAAAAUGCCUACUAUGUAUCGGUUAGGGUGUUUUAGAGACGAUAUUAUUUUUUUUAUUUUUUUAUAUCAAAAGUUUAUAUAUAAAACAGAUCCUAGUAGAGUAAAUGAAUUCGGUUUUUCUGCUGAUAUGGAAGAAAGUACUAAGCAGGUACCUAAAAUUGAAAAUGGAGAAGUUAGUUCGUCCGAAAAAAAUAGCAUCCAGAAAAAGAAAGAUUAA
Pediculus humanus corporis (human body louse) is the source of this 1788-nucleotide messenger RNA. RefSeq lists its product as uncharacterized. Bases 1 to 1788 code for a protein of 595 amino acids. Gene Ontology annotation, cellular component: endomembrane system; membrane. Lineage: Eukaryota; Metazoa; Arthropoda; Insecta; Psocodea; Pediculidae. The transcript has 9 exons. The record is from RefSeq and is a predicted model, not a curated record.